Molecule: messenger RNA, 7794 nt
Organism: Balaenoptera musculus (blue whale)
Lineage: Eukaryota; Metazoa; Chordata; Mammalia; Artiodactyla; Balaenopteridae
Gene: FGF14
Product: fibroblast growth factor 14
Exons: 5
Coding region: 798-1556 (252 amino acids)
Biological process (GO): positive regulation of protein phosphorylation; animal organ morphogenesis; positive regulation of gene expression
Cellular component (GO): cytoplasm
Molecular function (GO): fibroblast growth factor receptor binding; growth factor activity
Source: RefSeq, a predicted model, not a curated record
CCAGUCUUUUCAAUGCAAACUUCAACUCCUCCUCCUCCUCCCUCUAAUGCCGGUAACUCACAUCCAAGGCUGGGCGAGGAAUCCGGAGGGGAGAUUUUCCUCAUGCUCACCGUUGUUGGAAACUGGGAGAGAGAGAGAGGAAGGCAGCAGGGGAUCCGAGGCGCUCUCUACCUACUACCAGCCUGACCAGGGGAGGGGGCACCUAGAUUUGCAUCUUUUCUUCGUGGUGGUUGAGAACUGCAGGUUCAAUCGGAUCCCCCUGAGCACUGGCGAUUGAUUAUUUUUAAAAAAAUCGACACUGGGAGAAGGGAGGCUGUGUCUUCGGCCGUCAGACUCGGAGGUGGUAUUGGUGUGUGUAUGUGUGCUGGUGGUUUUUUUCUUUUUCUUUUUUCUUUUUUUCUUUCCUUUUUUUUUUUUUUUUUUUCCCUUUCCUUCUCUCCUAGGGACUACACAAUGGCAGUGUUCUCUCAGUGAGAUGAAUCCUGCUUUGACUCCUGCAGACUCACCCAGCCUCGUAGCGAUCAACUAAAAGGCUAUGGUUUUCUCUUUGGGGAUCUUUUGUGCAUUACUGUUCUCCCUGAUUAGUUCUGGUCUCAGUUGGGAUUUCUUUGCUUUUUUGUUUGGCUUCAUGCUGAAAAAGGAUUUUUUUGCUAACCGUUUGGUAAUAAUCCAGUGGUGAUCAAGGGGAUAAAUCAUUCACCCUGGCCGAAAAAAAACAAUCACUGAGAAGUCUCAAAGAAAUAUACCACGUGAGGGGAAAAAACUGGGAGAAGAUCCGGAAUAUUAUCGUUUUUCCUAUGGUAAAACCGGUGCCCCUCUUCAGGAGAACUGAUUUCAAAUUAUUAUUAUGCAACCACAAGGAUCUCUUCUUUCUCAGGGUGUCUAAGCUGCUGGAUUGCUUUUCGCCCAAAUCAAUGUGGUUUCUUUGGAACAUUUUCAGCAAAGGAACGCAUAUGCUGCAGUGUCUUUGUGGCAAGAGUCUUAAGAAAAACAAGAACCCAACUGAUCCCCAGCUCAAGGGUAUAGUGACCAGGUUAUAUUGCAGGCAAGGCUACUACUUGCAAAUGCACCCCGAUGGAGCUCUCGAUGGAACCAAGGAUGACAGCACUAAUUCUACCCUGUUCAACCUCAUACCAGUGGGGCUGCGCGUUGUGGCCAUCCAGGGAGUGAAAACAGGGUUGUAUAUAGCCAUGAAUGGAGAAGGUUACCUCUACCCAUCAGAACUUUUUACCCCUGAAUGCAAGUUUAAAGAAUCUGUUUUUGAAAACUAUUAUGUAAUCUACUCAUCGAUGCUGUACAGACAACAGGAAUCUGGGAGAGCCUGGUUUUUGGGAUUGAACAAGGAAGGGCAAGUUAUGAAAGGAAACAGAGUAAAGAAAACCAAGGCAGCAGCUCAUUUUCUACCCAAGCCAUUGGAAGUUGCCAUGUACCGAGAACCAUCUUUGCAUGACGUCGGAGAAAUGGUCCCAAAAGCCGGGGUGACGCCGAGUAAAAGCACAAGCGCGUCUGCAAUCAUGAAUGGAGGCAAACCAGUCAACAAAAGUAAGACGACAUAGCCAGAUCCUCACAGGUGUUGUGACUGACUCUCCCUGAGCACCGUUGAGUGAUUUAUCCUGGCCACACCCUCCUGUUCCGGGGCCCAGGAGCAGCCGGCAGUAAGCAGAUGCUUGCUCCCCACUGGCUCGAACUUCUUGGUUGCAAGUGGAUAAAUCUCAACGUGUUGUGCCCUCACAACAGGAAGACACCUGGAUAACCAGCUCAACUCAGACCAUGGAAUGCCCUACCAGAUACGGAAUGCCUUUUUAAUAUCUUUUCUGUGACUGUGACACUUCACGUGAAUGACCUACUUCACAAGUCCACUCGAUACCUUGCCUGCUGACAGCUACCCAUAUUCCUUUUUGAGUCCCGUUUCGGCGAAUUCCAUGUGUUUAAGUUCGAUUUUGUAGCACACAGAUACUCUUGAGUAAUUUCUAGUUAGAUGCUGUAAACCUGUGCUGUUAUGGAGUUCUCUUCUUCCCGUUUUUACAGGGCUGCUGGCUCCACUGUCUGUGACCUUUUGCAGGGAUUGUGUUCCUCUCAAUCUUAACUGUCGCGGUUGGCUUAGUUGGGAGAGCGAUCAGGGAAACAGAAAGCCUUCUAAACCUAUUAUGACACAUUGCAUCUAUAAAGAUUAAGAGUUUUGUCUCUGGCUCACACUACUGAUGAAACACACAUAUACGCUCUGUCCAGUAGCAGAUACUGUGCUCCCGAGGCCACGUGGCCGGGCUGAGAAACAGGGUCAAACGCAGUCAUGAGAAGCGCUCUAUGAUCUGGGUUUGACAUCCCCCUUAGUUUCUUUGUGUGUGUGUGUGUUUUAUACAUAUCACAAGCUUACUGGUAAUGGUAACAUUUGCCUUGCCCAGCGAGCAAGACCCACUGGUUUUUGAGAAAGUGGGUCCAAAGAACUCUGUAGGCCUUGUAGGCCUGAUUAAGGUUCAUUUUCAUCUAUGAAUCCUCAUUAUUUGGAAAAAAGGAAAAAAAAUCAAUAAUUACAACCUACAAGAAUUGCGCUACCUAAAUCCAUUUCAGAUAGAAUCCUUCCUGUUUUUAAUGAACCAAACUUAAUGCCAUCCCCAGUUUGGGCUGCAUUCCACUCAUACUCAGCAGAGCAUGGGCAAGGCGGCUGUUGUGUUCUUUUCUGCAGCAGCAAUGCAAACGUUAGUUAUAAAUUAGACUUUAAUAUUUUUGGUGUUUAACAAGUUUUUAAACUGGACAUAUUAGGAAAAAAAUAUUUUUUUUAGCUCAGCAUGCUGAGUCAGGUACUGUGUAAUUCACCAGUCCAUACCUCUGACUCAGCUUCUUGGGCUCCUGUGGCCAAAUGGCUGAGUUAGAGGUGCCUUGCCAUGAUCUCAGAAUGCAGUCUGUUGAAUUAUUCUAGAUUAAAACUAAAGACAAACCAACACGUUCAAACAUCAGGUUUUCGGUCCAUACAAUUUUUUUUUUUUUCUUUUCUUUGAUUUUGCUUUCUUAACUUACUUUGGAAUUUAAUACUGCUGAAUUCUGAGCUUAGGAAAGACAACGACUAAGAAAGUCCAUGAAUAGUUGACUCCAUGGUGAAGAAACCAUGCAAAAUGUUCAAUAUUGGAUAAAAAGAGUUUCAAAAUGUUUGAUACUAAACUGUUUGGAAAUAUAUUUGUUAACUCUGUGUAUACUUAAUAAAUUUCAAUGUUUUCUCCUCAGAAGAGUUAACUGAGACCAAACUGAACCUCAUUUAUAGAAAACUAUACGUGGGAUCAAUGUACUGGCCUCUUGUUAUUAUUUCCAUGUGGAAGGAUGACCCAGUCGCCAUUUUCUCCCAUCUGCACUGUAUUUACUGGGAAAUUAUUUUGUCACUGCUUUCCUAAGUCUCCAUGACAGCCCUUGCCCAGCAUUUAAAAAUUUUGGCCUGCUUAGCUGAUUAAAGAUUUACUAUCAAUUUAACUGUUUAUGCUUAUUUCAUUUUCGUAUUGAAUUCCACUUUAAUAAAUAAAAAGUUAGCAUAACGUUUGAGUAGAUUUAUUGUCGAUAGUGCUAAAGUACAAAUACAACAAAAUGAUUCUUUUGACCUCUCGAUUUCUUGUUACACCAUUUUAAAGCCUAUUAUUUUUAACAGGCUAAGUUAAAAUACAUUAGAUGAAUUUCACUAACCAAUUGUUUAGGGAAGACAUAUAUUCUGUAAUAUGUGGCAACUUGAAAUUCCAAUUAGAUGGACUUACCCUACUGUGCACGGGCACGCGCGCACACACACACACACACACACACACACACACACACACACAUCAAACAACCCCACCUAUAUGUUUUUGAUAAUCAGCCCUACUUGCUGGUUUCUUUUUCCCCUGUAAGCUUGUUUAUUGGUUAAAAUUAUGACAAGAUUUAUUUUUGUAAGUGACUGAGAUUUCAGUAAAUGUGUAUCUCUGUUUUGUUUUUUACAUGAGUUAUCUAUAAGGGCAUUUAUCCCUAUGAAUGGAUGUCAAAAUACUUUCUUAAUAUAUGUUUAGACGUAUUGCAGAGGGGUCCUUGUUAUUUGUGAUUUAGUUAGAUCAUUUCCUCUGUGUCUGGUCUGACCUGUUGCAUGGAACAAGGACAGCACUGAUGAACUGCAUGUUGUAGGACCUGUGUAUCAAGAACCAUUGGUGUGUAUUAAUCUACAUACAAAGAGUUUGUCUGCAUUGUACAGUUUCUGUGUUGAAUAUCAUUUGUUCUAUUCAUAAAUACAACAUAUUGAAUAAAAUAUUUAUAUGACGGCAUAUUCAAAAACACUGAACAACUUUAUGUAAUGAAAUGGCAUUGCAUCACCCACAGAUAUAGAGAAAUGUCAUGUAAAUAAGUUUGGUAAACUCAUUUUCCCCCUUUACCAUGCCAAAGAAAAUUUUAGCUCUUUGACGAUACCGCUCUUGCGAUUUUUCCAGGAUAAGAGUCCACCAUUUUCUCCCCUCAAAAAUUGCUGUUUUAAGUAAGUGCAAUCUGUCACAUUUGGUGUUCUGUACAGUAAAUCUGAUGGAAUUCAUUUGUAUUUAGAAACCACCACGUGUUCUGUACCUCCAUGUACAUAUGUCAAUCUUAUCAACUCUUUCCAAUAUCACAUUCCUUUUGCAUCCAUAUCUGGUGUGAGAGGCUUAUGUCUACUGAUUUGUUAUGGUAGCUGACUGUUUCACUCAUUCCUCAACAAUGCUCUGGAAUGUUCAUUGGUUUGAUAUUUCAGGUGACAUCAUUUUAUUUUCCUAUAAGUUUGCUUUCUAAAAUAUUUUGCUACAACUUUACUUGGAAAAAUAUAGAAGAGAUGCAAAUGGUUCCGCCUAUAUAAAGAGUAAAAUGGAACUGAGCAUCAUGUCAUUACAAAUCUUGGAGAAUUUAGAGAUUCGUGCUCUAAAUGUUCCCUUGCCCUAAGUGUUUGGGGUAAGGGCUGGCUUCAAGAUGGGCCCUCAAGACUCCUGCUGCAGUCCGUCUAAUUGUUUGCCUCUUGGAGAGUAAGAAGAGUUUCUUUAUCACACCUGGCUAGUUGCUUAAUGAGUGCCUAAAGCACUAAAACAGCUGUUUUCAGGAUGACUGACAUCAGAUUUGGUUCUUUUUUAAAAAACAAGAAAAAAACUUCUCUCUUUUUAAGUUAGACAUGUAUCACUUCAUUUAAAGUUUUCUCCCUAAUAUUAGAGUGAGAAUUAACAUUUGAAGGAGAGACCAGAUUGACUAAGAAAUCCAUUUUAGAAGGAAUUGAAAAUCAUUAAAAAUUAUUUUCAAUGUUAUUUCAGAACAAGACUAUAUCCAGGGCAAGCUUUUGAGCUAAACACAGGCAUAUCAAACGCCAGGUGUGAAUAGUAUUACUUUGGAGUAAAAUACAUUUCAUAGUGUAGCUUUCUUAGCUUACAAAGUGGCACACAGGGCCUGUUGACUCUCUCAAAUACUGAGUAGGGUUUCAAAGGUUUGAUAGUGAGUCUGCAAACAAAGGCUGAGUUAUGUUUUUGUUUUUUCCUGGUUUUCUCUAUCAUUUGGUCUAAUCCCCAUGUUGUGUCUGCAUUUGAGGUGGUGGAGGCCAUUCCUUCCAAUGUGCGGUAGGAAUCUAGAUUAGCUAAGAGUCCAGGAAGACAACAGGAUAUAGUGAUUCGCUUAGGUCUUAGGAUGUUAGUAGAAUCUUAUUAAAAAGUCCUUUAUGGAAGAAUUCCUCAGUGAUGGUUAGCCAAGCAAGCAGGGUUGGUGCCAACACCAUCUGCAAACGUGUCACAUCCUUCCCAGUUGACGUUAAUCCCACCAUAACUGCCGACCAACUCGAACAAGCCAACAAAAUUUGCAUAUUUUCCCUCCACCUAUUACAAGUUUGUUCUUGCCCUGCCUUUUUUUUGAAGAGGGAGUUUUUAUCUUAGUAAUGGAAUCAAAAGUCAAAGUAUAAAAUUACAUUUAAGAAGGGUAGAAUUUAUGUCUUUACAUGUAACUAUGUUUAUUUUUCUCCAACUUAAACAUGUAAAUUAAAUCACUUCUUAAUAGAUCUAUUGAUGUUUCAUUGCUAGAGACAAAAAUCACACAUAAAAACACACACAAGAACUGUUAUAGCAGACAGAAAGAGGUAAAAAGAAAAUAUUUCUGUUUUAAAAGAAAAAUAUUCAUUAGAGUUUAGGUACCAUGUGACUUAUGCUACAAUUCAGUUUUGGUUCAAUAAUUCAUAGCUAAAUGAACCACAGAAUAUAGCUGACUAUAAUAGAUUUUGUCAAAAAAUUUGGACAAAUCACAUUCUGAACUUUAUAAUAAAGUAAUUUCUCCAUAUUUAAACUUCUUAAAAAGCAUAAAUGCUGAGGACAUUUUUCUUACACGAAAAUAUAAGAAGGGCAGCACUCUUGUUGCAGGGAUAACAAAUAUAGAGAAUGAUAAGAAAACUAAGACACACCUAGGGUAACGUGAUGAGACAGGAAACUAAGGGCCGUACCAGUAGAGCGGGAUGGCAAACUACUGCUCGGCUGCAAGCCAAAUACAGCCUGAAAUCUGUUUCUUAUGGCCCAGGAGCUCAGAAUGAGGUUUUUAUUUUUAUUUUUUCCAUUUUAAAGUAUUAAACGUGAACAGACAAGAAUCUUCUAUAGAGAUGUAUGUGACCCACAGUCUAAAAUAUUUACUAUCUGGUCCUUUAUAGAAAGCAGGGCUCUGCAAGAGGGGAAACUGAAAGUCAUUUGUAUUACGAUGGCUGGAUAAGGUAAUGAAUUCCGAUGUUCAUGCAUCAUCACAUAAGGCAUCAAAAUUGCAACUGAACAAUGACAACAGAUUUGUUUGAGGCUUAAAGUGUUUAGAUAGAGAAGAGGAAAGAGUACAAUCUGUAUUAUUUCUUGACUGCUUAUAGUCUCCUCAUUUUACAAAAACUGAUAUAUCAAUUGACAUACUUAAUAACAGAGAUACAAUUUACAUGGUUGCACUCCUUAAUCUCAGGAGAUGACAAUUUUAUAAAUCUCUUCAAGUAUGAGAACACUAUUAGUACUAUAAAAAUCAGCAUCAGUUAAAUUUUCUCUUAAAUAAUUUUCAAUAUCAAAUUUUUAAGUAACUCAGCAGAUACAUAUUUUCCUUAUUUUUGGUGAUUUGACUUAGAAAAGUCCAAGCCAUGACUCUAGAAUAUUUACAUCAUCAAGUAAAAUUUCCAAGCAAAAAUUUUCAUCUUAAACAAUAUGGAAAUGAUUUUGUUACAUUAUUCUAGGAUUUUACAAAAUAUAAAUCACAUUUAGAAAAAAAGUGGGGUUUUUAUUAGCUCUAAAUAUUUAAAGGUUGCCUAGAGUAAUGUGUAUAAGUAGACUUAACUGUAAAUAUGUAAGGGAAGUCCAAAUUAUUGUACAUUUUCAUAAUGCAAUGUGAAUUUCAUACAGAGCAGAAUUUCACCAUUAAGAAAAUAAACAUUUUGUUCUUAUUACUGAGUGAAUAUUUGUAAUUUCUAUUGCAGCCAUUUCUGGAUUUUUAAAAAAUCCUCUGAGCUUUUGAGACUUUUUAUUAUAGUAUCUCUUCUUGAUUUCUUUGCAUGCCCCUACUUUUCCAGUAAGUAAUGUAUCCUUAUAAAUAAGAAUCUUUUAAGAGAAGUGAAUGUAUAUUUCAGGCCCAUCAUAUAUCUAACUAUAUGUUGUCUUUUUAAAAGGCAAGUUACCAUGGAGUAAACAGUAAAAAAAUUGUAUUUCUUGUAUAUGUAACCCUUGCCCAGUUUUUAAAAAUGUUCUAGAAACAGAAAAUAGAUACCCCUGAAUAAAAAUUCAUUUUUUUGGGUUAAUCCUCAGUAGGCAAAUAUAUACUGACACAGAAUAUAAGCAACUUAUGUCA